AUGUGGGCCAAGCGGCACCAGUACAGUCUGGACGACCUGGAGCUGUUCGCCAAGGACCUGACUCACCUCAAGCUGCAAGUGGAGCAGUACCGGGCGGCAACACAGGUCUUUCUCGGCGGCGUCAGCUCCUUCAUGCGAGAAGCACAACCGCCAGCGCUGUACGACUACAUAUCGAUGCCUGGCGGUGGUGCCUCUGCCGCCUCCGCCGCUUCAAUUCCCGGCGGUGACGGCACCUCAGGUACCGCGGGUGGCAACGUUGGCGGCGGCGGCACUGGCCAGCAGCAGCAGCUGGCUGCUGUGGAGCCUCCGCCGCCGGCUGCCCACGAGUGGCUGUACGGCAGUGACUUCCACACUGCGCUGUUGGGAUCCCUGGAGUCCCACCUUGCGGCGCGGUUCGAGUCGCUGGUGCUGCCGAUUGCCGUUUGGCUGGGCACGUACGAAGAUGCCCGGCUACGCAUGCAAGCUGUACGACAGCUGGAAGCCAAGGUGCUCCAAGCCGCCCGAAAGCUCCACACAACCACCGCUGCAACCACCACACCUGCGGCUCAGAAGGACGAGACGGGGGGCGAACGCAAGACGGAGGUGGAGGCGGUUUCGGAGCCGACGACGUCCGCCGUGGCGGAGUCCGCUGCUACUGCUGCUGCUGCGGGGCAUGGUGGCGGCGGCGAAUCGGCGGUCGCCCCUCAGGCCGUGGAUGCGGAGGCCGCCGCCGCGGCCUCCCUGGCCGCGGACUUCGAUGCGGCCGAGCACCUGCUUGCCCUGGAGCUGUCCUGGCUUGUACGGGGAGCCCUCAAUCUGCGUGCGUUUCUGGCGGGCUCCCUGGAGUCGGGGGCCUCGGGGGUGGUGGCGGGGGAGGAAACGGCCUUUGUGGGGGUCUUGGAGCCCGUACCGGCGGCCAUCGUGGCAGCCCCCAUGCCCCGCCGUGCUCGGCACAAGACUACUGCGCCAGCGGCUGCGGCUGCGGCGGCGGCGGCGGCGGCCGUACCGCCGGCGAGUACAUCUUCGGUGGCGACACCUCCGGCAGCGCUGGCGACACUGCCCCCGGCGACUGCAGCCCCUCCUACUGCUCCCGCUGCUGUUGCCGCUGGGGAUGGUCGAGGCGCCGAGAUGGUCGAGGGCGCGGCGCCGCCAUCGCUAUCGCUUACCGGCGGCGGCGGAGGCGGGGCCGCCGCCGUCAGCCCAGAUGAGGGAGAGGCGGCGGAGGUGGCUCUCGCCGCCGCGACAUCCGAGCAGCUCGCAUCAGGCCCUGGUACGGGCAAGGCGGCGGACGCUUCGUUGGCGCCAGGUUCCGGAGCCGCAGAGCCGUCGCCGCCGUCGGCACCGUCGCCGCCGCAGCCAGCAGUGGCUCCAUCCGAGCAGCAUGAGCCCGGACCUGCCGACGCCGCGGCCGAGGCGGAGGCCGCUCCGCCGUCUACUGGCGCCGCCGCCCCGAGUGCCGCCAUCGCUAAAUCGCCAUCGCAAGAGGCGGAGGCGGAGCCGGCAUCGCAGGAGUCCCCCGCAGUGACGGCGGCGGGGCCGGCGGAGGCGGCGGCUGUGCCGGCUGCGGCGGAAGAACCGGCAGCUUCGCCUGUGGCGGGUGAGCUGGCAACGGAGGAGGCCGCCGCCACCAGCACCCCCACCACCACCUACGACACCCCCCCGGUGGUGAACUUAGCUCAGGAAUAG
Molecule: messenger RNA, 1665 nt
Organism: Volvox carteri f. nagariensis
Lineage: Eukaryota; Viridiplantae; Chlorophyta; Chlorophyceae; Chlamydomonadales; Volvocaceae
Exons: 7
Coding region: 1-1665 (554 amino acids)
Source: RefSeq, a predicted model, not a curated record